Molecule: messenger RNA, 1482 nt
Organism: Trematosphaeria pertusa
Lineage: Eukaryota; Fungi; Ascomycota; Dothideomycetes; Pleosporales; Trematosphaeriaceae
Exons: 4
Coding region: 197-1303 (368 amino acids)
Source: RefSeq, a predicted model, not a curated record
GCCACGCAAACCACCAUGCAAUGGCCGGAGUGAAGGCCCACUAUAUCGCAACUACGUUGGGUAGCUCUUUCUCGGCUAGCGGUUAUAGAAGAACCGUCAGCCUUGUUUUCAUCCUUUGUUUCCGCAACACCAGUUGAUCAUCGUCAAACUUCGCUUCAUCCAAUUUGGUUGGACUUCUGCUUCAAAAAUCUUCACCAUGUACGGCUUAAAUGCGAAAGGCCAAUCGUUAUUCGAUACGGACAUUGCUUGUGCUUCGAUUUCGGCUUUUGCUGUUGCCCUCAGAGUGUUUAGCAAAGUUUGGCACAAGCAAGGCAUUCGUUCGGACGACUACUGGAGUAUUGUAGCGCUGGUGUUCUACUUGACUAGUGUCGGAUGCAUGCAAUGGGGACGCGUUACAGGUGGAGGAGGCAUGGAGAUGAGUGAGAUGCUGAUGCUGGUUUCUGAGCAUCCGGAGAAGAUAAAGCUGAUCGAGCACUUUCUCGAGGCGUCCUUCCUUGGCUAUACUUUCGUCCUCGUUGCGCAGUACGGAGUCAAAAUGUCCGUCCUAUUCUUCUACCGCCGCAUCUUCUUCAUCACGAAGGGAUACCAGCGUGCCUCUUUAGCCGUCAUGGCUGUUGCAACUGCCUGGUUCAUCGCUACUCAAAUCGUUAACCUCCUCACCUGCCAGCCCAUUGACUCGUUUUGGCGAAGACUGAAGGUUGGAACCUGUCUGAAUUUUAACGUCAUGUUCUUGGUGACAGGCAUCUUCGACACGGUCAUAGACAUGGUUAUUCUCCUCCUCCCAGUACGCAUGGCACUUGCCCUGCAGUUGCCGAUGCGCACCAGGAUAGCGGUUGCGGGCAUUUUCGCUCUCGGGGGUUUCGUUGUCAUCACGAAUAUCAUUCGAUUGAGGUGCAUCUACAAUCCAAAUGCCAGAUACGUGCGCUUCUCCGAAGCUGAGAGAUGGUUAAACAUCCACGUGGUCACCGCAUUCGUCUGCGCCUCUCUGCCCGUGUGCAAACCUCUUUGGAAUACCAUCUCCAGAGCUGCGGGCAACAUCAUCAGCCACUAUACCUCUUCGAUCCGUUCGAUGCUUGGAGCCAGCAACAACAAAUCAGAGAACACUUCCUACAUCCGUAUGAAUGGCCUGGGAGGCUCCCUAACCUCCAAAGAAAGGGGGAUUGAAAGCGUAUACCCGGCUUCCAGCGACAAAAAGCUCGGACAGACUAUAACCAGUGUUAUCGGCGGCCACGAGGAAGACUGCGAGCCGCUGCAUGUGCCGAAGGGUAGCAUUGUUUAUUCCCGAAAGGUGGACGUGGUUUGAACAGUACUAUGCAGCUGUGCACUACAGUAUGCGCAGCGGGUUGUCGAGUGUACGAAAGCUCAACUGCGUCCAUUCCUGUUCGGUUGACCCGCACAACCCCAUGCGAGAACGGUACAUUCUUACCAGCGACGUAGAUGGUAAUUGGAGGAAGCUUACUUCGGCGUUCGUUACUCUUUCUG